Anarrhichthys ocellatus (wolf-eel) is the source of this 5085-nucleotide messenger RNA. It is a transcript of the gene ical1, whose product is annotated as islet cell autoantigen 1-like. Gene Ontology annotation, cellular component: Golgi apparatus. Bases 1372 to 2844 code for a protein of 490 amino acids. The transcript has 13 exons. Gene Ontology annotation, biological process: regulation of transport. The record is from RefSeq and is a predicted model, not a curated record. Lineage: Eukaryota; Metazoa; Chordata; Actinopteri; Perciformes; Anarhichadidae. Gene Ontology annotation, molecular function: protein domain specific binding.
UCCACAUAUACAAACUAUAUUAAAGUACUGUAUUGGAUUGUUAUUGGUUGUUUCUUUACCUCCAAUUUAGCUUAACUAUUGAUGACGGAAGUGCAACAUCAGUAAAUAAUCCAGUAUAUUGUGAUAUUAUUCAUGAAAUAUUGUUUGUCUGAUAUAUUUCACAUGUUCCGUUGUACAUUAUCACCGUCCUUGUGUUUUUGGGUAGCAAAAGAAAACUUGUGGGAAACGACUCUUUUUUUCCUCAGACUGGUAUUUAUUGUACUACAUCGAAAUGUGCUGCUCUCAUUGACUCCAUAACACCUCACGGGCAUCAACGUAUCUCUCAUGCUUUCUUCUGAUGUAGUCAACUGCAAAAACAUUGAACUUGAUGUACGAGAAACGUUGUUAGGUUGUAGUCCAUUUUUGCAGCCUGUGAAUAGCUCCUCUUUCAAAAGACGAUCUUCGGUCUUUACCUGGCCAGCAGCGCCCCCUGGUGUCCAAACGGCGCCAUAGCUACUCUGCAUAUCCUGUUCCUCUGACUCACAUUAUGACGGCUCUGUAGGCAGAGGAGGCUAGCGGAGCCGAGCUGCGCCGCAUGGAUGCUCGGGACAGCGGGACAAAACUAAAAGCGAGGUAAAUGUGUAUUCACCUACUUCAACUAACCGAGCACAAACGAACAAGCGGCCAUGUUGAAUUGCCUCGUUAGUUGCUCUCAUUGCUGUUCCUGCCACGAUAGCGACAAGCUAACUGCUGCUAGCUCACGAGCUCCUUUGUUCGUUUUUCUCGACUACCGUUAGGGUUACUUCUACUUUUAUACAUUUUUGUCAAGCUAAGUGUUUACAGUGUAGUUGCAUUUCACAAAGCGUUGUGUAUCUUUCCGUGUCGUCAGGGCAGCCUUUUCCUGUAACCGAACACCUGCUCGGCAGCUGGCUCUCUAUUCAGGUGUCCGAUCACUGCUCCUAGAACCGCAUUUGAUUAGCCUUUAGCACCGAUGAGUUGUUGUCCAGCCACAGAUCACCCUCCACGAUAACCGCCUAUAACUCGGUUAUAAUCCAGUGGGGGAAACAGCUGUCGGCUGUCGCCUGCUGCUGUGCCCUGUGUGUAUCCCAGUCAGUCAUUUCAUUGUUUCCUGCAUUUCUAUUAGUCUGCCACUGUUAGUCAGUUUCACACCAGAUCAUAUCAAGCAAACAUCUGCAUUAUUCAACCAAGUACAUAAGCCUGAUUUGUCUUCCUGUGUGAGGAUCCUUAACAAGGAAACAACAGGAAACCUUCAGCCUUUGACAUCAGCUCCAAAAUACUUUAAAUCCUGAUGCUUUCAUCCUAUUUUAACACCCACCCCCCCCCCCUGUAUUUAUUUUUGUUUUCAGAACAGAAAAAAGAGGCUGAUAUCCAAUGAUGGACGGGUUUGCGGGGGACAUGCUGAGCGGCGGCCGGGCCCUGCUCGGCGAGGACAGCUCGGUCAUGGCCCGCAUGCAGAAGAAGUUCUGGAAGACCAAGCAGGUCCUCAUCAAAGCCACGGGCAAGAAGGAGGACGAGUACGUGGUGGCAUCAGACGCUGACCUCGACGCCAAGCUCGAGUUCUUCCGCUCGGUUCAGUUAACGUGCACGGAGCUGCUGAAGGUGAUCGAGAAGUACCAGCACCGGAUCACACGUUUGUCUCAGGAGGAGAACGAGCUCGGCCUGUUCCUGCGCUUCCAGGCCGUAGACGAUCGCACAAAGGCUGGCAACAUGAUGGACGCCACCAGCAAGGCCCUGUGCACCUCCGCCAAGCAGAGGAUGGCAUUCUGCCCGCCGCUGCACCGCUUGCACCAGGAAGUGGAGACGUUCCGUCGGCGCGCCAUCGCCGACACGCUGCUGACAGUCAGCCGCAUGGAGAAGGCCCGCACCGAGUACAGAGGCGCUCUGCUCUGGAUGAAAGAUGUCUCCCAAGAACUGGACCCGGACACCUACAAGCAGCUGGAAAAGUUCCGCACGGUCCAAACCCAGGUCCGAGGGACGAAGAGCCAGUUCGAGAAGCUGAAGAACGACGUGUGUCAGAAGGUGGACAUGCUGGGAGCGAGCCGCUGCAACAUGCUCUCCCAUUCCCUCUGCACCUACCAGACCACUCUGCUGCAGUUCUGGGAGAAGACGGCCCACGCCAUGUCGGGGAUCCAAGAGGCCUUCCGGGGACACGUGCCGUACCAGUUCACCACGCUCAAGGACCUGCGAGACCCACUGGAGGAAAUAACAGACGCGCAGAAACGAGAGGAUAAGAAGGAGAGGGCUCUGCAGAGCCACACGGACAGUCUGGUGUCCUUGGAUGACGACAACAAGCCAUCAGGAAGUGCCUCUGGAGCAGACCCCAUCAGUGAUGGACAGAGCCAAACCAGUGACGGUGGUGAGAGUCUGCUUUUAGGGCUGGGACCGGAGGAGGAGGAUGGCGAGCGGGGCGACAUGGCCUUCCUCAAAGACCUCCUCAGCCCGGGCCCGGGGGCCGCCGACGAGUUCAGCAGAGAGUGGCAGGACGCAUUCGGGCUGUUCGACUCUCCCAUUGUUCCUCCACCGAGCACGGGGGCAGCAGAGAGCGGGCCGGCGGCGCGUCCGCCCUCCGGCCCCCCCAGCCCCACGGGCUUCCUGCCCUCCCAGCUGCUGGACCACAGCCUGAGCUCCACAGGCUGGUCGACCCCGCCUAUGUUCCAGGCUCCGCCCCUGCAGCCUCCUCCCGGGCAGAGCCAAUCAGCUCCGCCGGCCCCAAGUGCAGCAGCUAACGCUGCUCCAGGUGGAUCCAAAGACAUGUCCGCCUGGUUCAACCUGUUCGCAGACCUGGACCCCCUCUCAAACCCCGACGCCAUUGGACGUUCCCCGGACGAGCUCCUCAACGCCUAGAGCUCUGUAUAUGUGUGUGUGAUGGAUUUCUCUCACAGGAUCUGGAUGUCAGAAACCAAGUAAAAGAACACACACAGAGACAUUGAUGCACACACAUGUUACCAGGAGAUAUGUGUACAUAUCCACACUUGCAAAUCCAUAUUUUGUGUUACACUGGAAGGUGUUAUCCUACACUGGAAAAGGGGAAAGUGCUGUGAGUGGGUGAACGCUCUCCUGCAGCUUCGUCAAUGACUGCUAACACUACACGGACUCUCAGCAAACCUCAUGCGGAGAGAAGGUUUGGGUUGCAGGUUUAUUUAGUUUUUCUUUCUGUUUUGUUUGCGUCGUUUGGGUGUGUGUCUGUUUGCCGUGUGCACACAUCACAGAGGACCCAGGAUGUAAAGAAAGAGUCUCCAUUUACUGCUUACUGUUGUUUAAACAUGGUAGCACAUGAUUGUCACGUGUGAAUGAAGAGCGUACGCUAUAAAUAUAUUGUACAUUGUGUAUGUAUGCGAUAAGAACGGACCCUGAGACACUGAUGCAGACCCCUUCACAAACUCUGGAUCUUGAAGACUCCACCUGUCUGAUGACGCUUUAUUGAUCCCCCUCAGGAGAGUUCACACUGUCCAAUCUCCGCGGCUUUUGUGACACCGACGGCGUCUUUAUGUUCAUUCAUCCCAGAUUCUACUGUCUCUGAAUGAAGUGUGGGUAAAAAUACUAAAUCAGUCCAAUCCGCCGUUCAGAUUCCACAAUCCCAAGCCAAGAAAAAUGUGACGGUUGAAACAUUUAUUUUGUUUUAAAGUAGGACACCGGAUUGAAUCGUUAUGGGUUGGGUGGGUUAUAUAAGUCCUAUAAAUCUGACAAUAACACCUAAGCUGCAUCAAACUGUAUUUAUUUUCUGAUUAUAUAACGGUUUGUUUUUUGAGAAACUAAAAUAAGAAGUAAAAUACUGUAUUUUUAACUGUUUAUUUUCAGAAUUCACAGAUGGAUUUAUGAAAUCUAUUGUUUUAUGGGAAAAGGAUCAACACUGGAGAACUGUUAUGUCGUGGAAUGGACUUCUGAUGUAUAUUUAAGGGGAAAAGACGACCAACACUUUAUGAAUGUUUCCAAAGUGACCAGCUGCAAAAUGAAGAUGCAGUCGGGUUUCUAAAAUCAUAUUAUUAUUAUUAUUAUUAUUAUUAUGGAAAGUAUACCUACGUUGUUGAGAUGUGAAUAUCACGUCCACAUGCACCGAGACCAAAUCCUCAGUUUCAGUCGUGUGCCUGUAUACAUCUCACUCAAGGGAGUAAAGGUGAUCGCAGUGCAUCAUGGGAAAAAAAUCAACUCUGAAAAACACUUUUUAUACAUAUUAUGAUCUGCUUUUCUGGGGGAAAUAUACCCCUACUACACUAACUUUUGUUUUUAAUGUGACACGAGGUCAUGUAUUAUACUGUUUACUCUUGCUUUACACACAUCAAAAAACAAAAAGAAUGUAUUUCUCAAGUCAAUCACAAAUGCUUUAUUUAAUUCAACUAUGCCUUUUUAUUUUACUCGAGGGGUUUAACAGAUGAAAACGUGGCAGUUCUGUUUACAAUAAACUGGACGAGCAAACAAGGAAUCAUUGUGUCGAGUUCCAGAAAUGCUGUUUAUCCACUUUGAGAAAGAAAACAAGUUGAAAUAAAUCUGUUCCACGUGUAUGAAUCUGCUCUUUUAAGCUACUUUUGUAUUUUUGUAAACGGACGUCUUCGCUCGUGGGUGUGCUUGUUUCACCAGCACGUGGAUAUCUCAUUUUGGAACAGAACUCUCCAUCUCUUACAAAUCAGGUCACCGAAUAAAUAAAUGAAUGACAUCCACACUUCUCUCCACUCUGCUACAGGUUUCCAUCACUUCACUUCCCGUCGCGUGGGAGGCUACGUGUUGGUUCGCUCCCUUCGUAGUAGACUUGUUAGUGUGCGCUGAGAAGUUAGUACAUCUUUUGUUUGUGUGUGCGUGUGUCCUAGUCACUACAACCUGAGAUGGACGAUGUAAUCUAUUCUUGGUUAAAAUUCUCUGGCGACCCAACAUUACACUCCCGAUAAAUAAAUACAUUAUUCACAAUAAUGAGAUGUGUAGUAAUUCACAGUACUCAGCGGAGAAGAAGCAGGAGGGGAAAGGGGGGGGGGGGGAGAUGGUACAAUUGACUCAUUCAGAUACAUAUCUUUGUCAGUAGAUGAUACAAACACAGUGCGCCUCGUUAUUUACACAGCCAGUACAUUCCUAUCCCACCGUAGCAGGCACAGUCGA